UAUAGCCAAAUCAAGAUGAGACGGGACGGACGGUCAGAGGCCGCAGCGGGACUACCAUAGGAAAGCCCGCCCCCGCUAGCUAACAUAGAUAUCUAUUCCCGGAUAGCAGUAGUCUCUAUGUGAAUCUCUUCCCGACCAGGCCAGGCCGAAUCGGGCCACCACUUGGGAUGGGAAUGGCUCAGCCCACAUGCAUCAUUUGAUGAAAGCACUCCAGUCCAGUCGCCUCCGUUAGAUUGGCUUGUCAACCACCGGACCGUAGCUCCUCACCAAAUCUCCGCUUUUACACUCGGGGCAACACAGCACAUGAGUAGUUCGCUCCAGGACCCCACCCCCUCGAGAGCAGGAUGCCGGCCGAGAUGGAGCUGGGAGCCAACCUAUACUUUCCUGGGGCUUGCCUUGCCCCAACAUCUAAUCUAAAUAAAGGGCGGGCGCCGAAAAGGAACCAGCCCAGCCUCUUCAAGAAAGCUUUGCUUGGUAGGCGCUGCCCGGACAAUGCUCUGCACACUUUCGUGUGCAGUUCCGCCCCCUUCCCUUCUCCCAUGCUGAGUCACAGGCAGCGCCUCGGAAAGCACGGACGAGCCACAUGCAGGGAAACUUGCACGUGUGGUUCUGGCCGGGGACCCCGGUAUACUGUACUAAUAUGUGUAGGUCCCCGUAAUUCGAGUGAGAUUGUCAUGGCGCAAAAGCAGAUAUGGUCCGGUAUUCCCUUGUUCCCCGUAUUGGUUAUGUUCCUCAUUUCUCGUCUAGCAGAAACUAAUCGAGCUCCGUCUGAUCUCCCAGAAGCGGAAGCUGAAUCAGUUGCAGGCUAUAAUGUAGAAUAUGCGCGGGAUGCGAUCCAACAUAGUUCACUGUUGGCGGAAGCCAAUGUCCCGGGGUCCCGGGGACUCAUUCUGACUGAAACAAGGGGUGGGUCUUUACCAACUUCAAAAUCAAAGAUUGUUGGGAAGCAAUCAAACUACUGCGCGGGCUACCGCGCAACGGCUUUCGCGCGUCGCGCUCAUUCCGUUGCUUGGUUGGUCUACGAUCAGCUAGCGCGCCCUUUGUGUUGUAGUAGGGCCGUUGCUUGUUGGGGCAGGGCACUCUUCACUCUUCAUUCUUCAUUCGAAACUAAUGAAUGUCGGGUCGAGGGUUUCUGCCUUGUUAUCAAAAAGGGGAGUUGGGUAAAGCAAACUCCCUCCUUGGACGAGCACGGGGCUUAGUCAAGUAGAACCGGGUUGCGCUGCUUGAUGCUCCGAUCGAAAACAAAUCAGUGGGGCCAUGCCGGUACGACAGAAUAUGCGUUAGAAAGGUCAAUCCCUCCCCUACGACACCAAAAAAAACCGGGCCGAACUUCUAAGCCAAGCCCGCCCGCUUCCAUAGAACAAUAUCGUGGCAACGUAGACCUAAGUGGUCAUAUUGGAUCCUUGGGAACCAUCACAAGUACGGCCGGCCUAUAUUUGAACGAGAAUGCCGUGUCGUCCAGCGAAGCCUAGAAGAAGGUGACUCGGAGCCUAGAAGAAGGUGACUCGCGCAGACAGCUGACUCCUUUUCAAUAGAAAGGAAUAGCCAAACCAACCCAGCUGGCUGGUCAAUCUCAGAGAUCUUAUCGGCCGGCAAACCGGAGACGGACGACCACGGUCCCGACCUUACCAGCACCGGAGGUUUACUAAUCAAUGAACCCCCGAAACCUACUUUCUUUUCUGACAAAGUCAACCAAGCGAAGAAAAGCCUUACCCCUAUAUAAAAGAAAAGCGCGCGCCAGAACAAGGCGAGCCAAAGGCUCGCUUUCGCCCAAUUAUUAGUAAGGCGCGCGCCAGAACAAGCAAGGGAUGAGCCCAAUGGAGAGUAAGCUGAUUUACAAUCAGCCUGAUUUACAACCAGCCUGCGGUCGAGCUGAUCGUAGAGCACUCUCUCCCGGUGGUCGAGCUGAUCGUAGAGCACUCUCUCCCGGUGGUCGAGCUGAUCGUAGAGCACCGUUGCCUUGACUCUGUUAGGGGCGCAUCCGGCUUCUUGCUUGCUGGGCAUGCUGAAAAAUGGAUGCGCGCUAGCGCGCGCCCUGUAGUUUUCUUCGCUCCGGAGUUUGCUCUUGAGCGCACUCCGGCGAAGCGGAAGGGCGCGCUAGCGCACUCCGGCUUGAAAGCCUUCGUUUGCUCCGUUUGCUGGCUUAACAGCAGCGAGCUCCGCUUUCAGAAGCGAGCCAGAGUAGCGCGCUAGCCUAGCUAGCUAACGUUUUUCAGCUGGCUGUUAUGUUAGUUGUAGCGCGCUAGCGCGCCUUCCCUCCUUCUCUCACUUCGGAAAGAUUUAGCAGUAUUUUCUUAUGAUGACCUGGUCGAGAGAGUACGAUACAUCGGUGUAAAAGAUUGAGUGGGAUCUGUGAGGUUGGUUAUUGUAAGGCCUGGCCUGAAGUGCGCGGCUUACGAAAAGGUAAGCGGUUAGGUUGACUUUGCCCCCAUUU
Messenger RNA from Macadamia integrifolia, 2434 nucleotides. RefSeq lists its product as uncharacterized. Lineage: Eukaryota; Viridiplantae; Streptophyta; Magnoliopsida; Proteales; Proteaceae. Gene Ontology annotation, biological process: aerobic respiration. The record is from RefSeq and is a predicted model, not a curated record. Bases 345 to 1199 code for a protein of 284 amino acids. Gene Ontology annotation, molecular function: NADH dehydrogenase activity. The transcript has a single exon. Gene Ontology annotation, cellular component: membrane.